Messenger RNA from Triplophysa rosa, 2623 nucleotides. It is a transcript of the gene gck, whose product is annotated as glucokinase (hexokinase 4). The record is from RefSeq and is a predicted model, not a curated record. Gene Ontology annotation, cellular component: cytosol; mitochondrion. Bases 653 to 2083 code for a protein of 476 amino acids. Gene Ontology annotation, biological process: regulation of insulin secretion; glucose 6-phosphate metabolic process; glycolytic process. Gene Ontology annotation, molecular function: fructokinase activity; glucokinase activity; ATP binding. The transcript has 10 exons. Lineage: Eukaryota; Metazoa; Chordata; Actinopteri; Cypriniformes; Nemacheilidae.
ACUAAGUUAACUAAAUUUAGUAAGGUUUGAAGUUCAGUAUAGCUAUUUUUGAAUCUAACCUAAACCCCCAUUUUAUCAGCAUAUUCCUGAAGGUAUACAAAACACAAGAAAUCAAUAUCAGUCAGGUGGGAGUUCGGUUAAUAAGCUGUGAAAGUUCAACAACAAACAAGCAAUUUUGGAAACGAGCUCAUACUUAUGUUGUUGUAGCACAAAUCAUGUAAAGACCAUUUCUGAAUAAUGUGCAUCCCCUGUGACUGGUUUCCUUGAAAUGUGCAUUGAAUCAGGAUGAUGCUCAUGUUUGUACAUGAAGCAAGGACAGUCAAAUGUUUCGGACAUCACAUUCAUGUGCUGAUCUCAUUUUGGAAUUUCUCCUGGAGGCAAAUGCCAGGUCACGUUCAAAGAGAGCAAACACUUCACCAUUGGCCUUGACAGCUGGGUUUCCAAGGUGAUGGGUUAAAUGACACGUGUAUGUGUGUGUAUUUGAAUGAGACCUGGUGUGUGUACAGAGGGCACUGAUCUCUUUGACCACACCUCUCCAUCUCCUUCAGCGAGCAUAAAAACAGCUGAGGUUCUCCAUGCACCUUACUUGCAUUCACUCUCCUAAACUCUCGCACAUCAACGCUUACGCGCUUGUUUGGAAACCCUUGAGAAGAUGCUGUGUCUCACUUCAACUCGUAGGCAGAAGAUGCCCAGUGAGUAUGAGUCGGUGCUGGAGAAAAUUCUCAUGGUGGAUCAAAUUUUGUCUGAGUUUCUUCUGAGUAAAGAAGAGCUUGAGGAGGUGAUGAGGAGGAUGCAGAGAGAAAUGGAGAGGGGGCUGCGUGUGGAGACGCAUGAUGAAGCUAGUGUCAAAAUGCUGCCCACUUACGUUCGCUCCACACCUGAAGGUUCUGAGGUGGGUGAUUUCCUGGCGCUGGAUCUUGGGGGAACCAACUUCCGGGUGAUGCUGGUGAAAGUGGGUGAGGAUGAGGAGCGGGGCUGGAAGGUGGAGACAAAACACCAUAUGUACUCCAUUCCAGAGGAUACCAUGACUGGUACCGCUGAAAUGUUGUUUGACUACAUUGCCGGCUGCAUAUCUGACUUCCUGGACAAGCACAAUCUCAAACACAAGAAGCUUCCACUGGGUUUUACCUUCUCUUUUCCAGUCCGUCAUGAGGAUUUGGACAAGGGCAUUCUGCUUAACUGGACAAAAGGCUUCAAAGCUUCUGGCGCGGAGGGCAAUAACGUUGUGGGUCUGCUGAGAGAUGCCAUUAAAAGGAGAGGGGAUUUUGAAAUGGAUGUGGUUGCUAUGGUGAAUGACACAGUAGCCACUAUGAUCUCAUGCUACUAUGAAGACCGCAGCUGUGAAGUUGGCAUGAUAGUAGGUACCGGCUGUAACGCGUGUUAUAUGGAGGAGAUGCGUACAGUGGAGCUGGUGGAGGGGGAGGAGGGCCGGAUGUGUGUGAACACAGAAUGGGGAGCAUUUGGGGCAAAUGGUGAACUGGAAGAGUUCCGUCUGGAAUAUGACCGUGUUGUAGAUGAAACGUCACUAAAUCCAGGAAAACAGCUGUAUGAGAAGCUGAUUGGUGGAAAGUACAUGGGAGAGCUUGUGCGUCUUGUGCUGCUAAAACUAGUGAAUGAAAAUUUGCUGUUUAACGGUGAAGCCUCAGACCUGCUGAAAACACGCGGUGCCUUCGAAACUCGCUUCGUGUCCCAGAUUGAGAGUGAUACAGGGGACAGAAAGCAGAUUUAUAACAUCUUAAGUUCACUGGGAAUCUUACCGUCUGAGCUGGACUGUGACAUUGUACGGCUGGCAUGUGAGAGCGUAUCUAUGCGAGCAGCUCACAUGUGCGGGACCGGACUCGCUGGCGUUCUCAACCUAAUGAGAGAACGACGUUGUCAGGAGGAACUGAAGAUCACAGUGGGAGUCGAUGGCUCUGUCUACAAACUACACCCUCGUUUCAAGGAAAUGUUCCAUAAACUUGUGUGGGAAAUGACACCUCAAUGCCAAAUUACCUUCAUCCAAUCAGAAGAAGGGAGCGGUCGGGGUGUGGCUCUUAUUUCCGCUGUCGCCUGCAAGAUGGCAGGAUGCAUGCUGACGCCAUGAUAAACAGAUAACCCGCAAUGUUUCUACACUCAUUUAGAGUGGCCUUGGGAAGACCCUUCUUGUGGUGAAAGUGCUUUUUUCCUUUGCACAUUGCAUUGCAUGUAUGAAGGAGGUGGUCCCGGGUUGUUUGGCAAUAGCGCAUGUGUACAGCCCAUUUAUAUUUUUAACAUCAACUCUCAAUGUAGUCACAUUCAAGUCGUGCGUUUCACCCACAUGAAUGAAUUUUUGGAGCAAACAUACAUAAUUUCGCCUAUUAUUUGCUGUUGUCUUGAGCAUAUUUUAGGUAAUGUUGUAUUAUAUUAAACACAUUGCCUUAUUUGGAAGUUGAGGAUGUUAAAUUGCUGGAGAAAAGAGGAAAGAAGAAAGUUGACAUCAUUGUAAAUACACUUGACCGGUCAGGUUCGUUACCAUGCACUGUUUAUGGCUUGUUAUGGCUUAUUUUUGAGGUUAUUAUGUUUAUAUUCAGUGGCAUUUUUAAUUUAACUAUUCAAUUAUGUAAUGCUUUGUACAUGUGGAAAUAAUUCAUUACUGUAAAUAAAG